Molecule: messenger RNA, 2402 nt
Organism: Contarinia nasturtii (swede midge)
Lineage: Eukaryota; Metazoa; Arthropoda; Insecta; Diptera; Cecidomyiidae
Product: component of gems protein 1-like
Exons: 3
Coding region: 373-2118 (581 amino acids)
Source: RefSeq, a predicted model, not a curated record
CGAAAUUCGCUUGUCAUGCAUUUUUCUAUCGUAUAGUCCUGGUAUAAAAUUGUUUCGAUUGUUUUUUGUUCGUUUGGUAUUAUUUAUGGCUUGAGUUGUGUGUUUUUCCUUUGUUUACAUUUGGCGCACGAACGCAAAGUAUUGAAUGUCAAAUGACAUUACUUCAAGUGUGCUUUUGGUGACCGGUUCGAUUCAUAUUUCAGUCCGGGAUAAAUAUUUUUUUUUUCGCCGAAAAAUGCAAAGUGUCUGAGUUUUGUUGCCACUCUUCUAAAUCAAACAAACUAAAGGAGAUAAAAAAGCAGAAAAUUGUAUUGUGUCAGUCGUGAAAAAUAUUUGAAAAGACUCAGUUGUUUAAUUUGAUAGCGCGACAAAAUGGAAAACAACGAAAUUAUAAUAACGCAUCUUGUGAAUCCACAUUACUUCUACUUUCGAUGGGCGAAAGAUGAAUGUCACGAUGAAGAGUUAAGUAUAAUGGAAAAGAAGAUUGAAAGCAUCGCCACAAAAACGGAUGUAAAUUCCAACGUUUCUGAUGGGAAUUCUGCGACAUCAACAAAUACGAUCGUUUCAACGUCGUCAGAUCCAAUCAUCAAGGUUGGCGAUGUAGUUGGUGUAUUUGUUCCGUACUUCCAUAAAUAUAUACGUGCGGCGGUUAGAGAGGCCAACGUCAAUGGUCAUUAUAGCGUAUGGGCUAUUGACUAUGGUUUUCCAAUAGUGGCAAAGGCUUCGAAUGUAUUUAAAUUACCUCGCACUUUCCAAGGCAUGCAUAUUAAAAACAAACGGAUUUACAAAGGUGGCAUGGAAAACGUGAUGCCAGCUGAAAUGAACUAUUGUGUGAUGGCUCAAAGUGGUGUGAAAGAAAUCGUUUCGAAUUGGGCCGAAAAGUCAAUUGAAGUGUUGAAAAAUGUGCUGAAAACGUCCGGCAAAAUCAAAUUUGAGCAUGUUUCGCAACAUACGAACCCAAUCGAUAAAAAACCACAUUACUUUGGUCGUUUGAUGAUACAAAGGCCAGACAAUCAAAUGGUGAAUGCGGUCAAAUGUCUUUUGGAUAUGAACUGUGCUUGUUUAACCGAAGGAAUAUUCGCCGAAGAAAUCAAAAAGAUUGAAACCAUCGACAGCAAGAAGCAGAAAAACUACAAGGUCGGUGAUCAGUUUUGGGAUACACAGCUCACUCUUACAUCAACAAAGUUAGAUAAUGUGGGUAGCGAAGCCAACCCAGAGCCCUAUGAAGCCGAAAGUGAUGAAAUCAAGGAUAACAUGACCGAAUAUAUGAGCGAUAAUGAAUACUUUGACGAUUCCGUGUCCAUGAUGCAACCGAAAUUGUUGGGUCAUUCGAAUGGUGGUAAAAAUCAACCGCAAACAAAAUGUGAAACACCUGUCAAGGAUGAAGCAAAACCAAAACAAGAAAAUAAGACUUCUACAAAAGGCGGUACAAAUAUAAGCAAUAAUUCAUCGCAACAGACGCCAACCACUGUGGUUCGCCGUAACAUCGAAUAUCGUAACACACCACCUGAUCGUAAUAAGGUGCGCAACGAUCAGCGUCAAUACAAUCAAAGAACGCCGCCACUAUUUCCACAACAGCACCAGCAAUUUCCACAACAGCACCAACAAUUUCCACAACAGCACCAGCAAUUUCCACAACAGCACCAGCACCGUGGUCCAUUUCAUCAACCCAAUUCAAGUCAAGGAAAUUUAUUUAGCCGGCCACCUCUACAAUUCAAUGAACCGCCGUAUCAUACAAUGCCAAAUCAAUUCAAUCGGCAACAAGGCGGAAGAAGACGUCAAGUUCGCAAUAAAAACAGUGGAUCGCGAAGUGAUUCCGGUGAAUUUGCGGCUAGUAUUGGUCAUCGGCCACUCGGUCGCAUAAAUGAAAAUUCUCCAAUAGCAUCUCCGAAUUUUGGUCCAGGGCCAAUGAAAGAUGACAGAUACAGAUUCAGAAACUCGAAUGGCCAACAAAAAACAGACAAAGAAGUGAAAAAUAAUAGCGAACCCAACGUAAACAAUGCCGAACAAAAAAAUCAAGGUAAACCUCGAAAUGAUUAUGUUGCGGGUGCUCCAACGAAGGCAAUGUUGCCGGAACCAUCGAAACAAGUUGAAAACGGAGCCAUAGAAAAAAAUUAAAGCAAAUGGUAGAUUUUACCAGUUAAUAAGUUUUACAGUGUUACUUGAAUUUGACUUAAGAUUUUUAUAUGUUAUAGACGAAAAAACGUAUAUUCGUAUUAUCGUUUUCAAAAAAUAUCAUCCUCAAUAUUGUGCCUGUCCAAAAAUGUCCAGACAAUUCAAUUUUAUAACUAAAAAAUAUGUUAUCAAUACAUUUGCAAUUGCGUACUUUUUUGCUAGAAAUUUCAAAUCAAUGCUAUUACUAUAAUCUAUAUAAAAAAGAUCAAUAAAUGUAUUUUACCAAA